AUAAAUAAAUAAGCUUUUUUCAUGCUCUUCCCGUUUUAGCCCUCCAAACUCUUCUCUCUCUUCCGGCCAUGGGCAACGGCUUCGCCAAGCUAACACCUUGCUGCUCCUCCGCCGUCCCACGCCGGCGCCGGAGCCGGCACGUCUUCGCCGCCGUCACCUCCGAGCCCUUCGAUGAGACUCUAGGUCACUCCUUCUGCUACGUCCCUGAGGACUCCUCCGUGUAUCGCUCCAUCUCCGGCGCUGCUCUCAGUGCUAACGCUUCCACCCCUCCUUCCACCUCCGAUGCCCUAGCUCUCGCCUCCCACCUCACUUGGCCCUCCUCCGCCGCCACCGCUGCCGCCUUCGAGAGCUCCACCUCCUUCUCCUCCGGCCCUCUCAAUCUUGACCGCCCUUUCCUCUCCGGCCCCAUCGAUCGCCCCGUCUUCCACUCUGGCCCUCUUCCUCGGAGCCUCUCUCUACGCCCUCGCCACACUGCCGCCUCUCUUCUCAAAUCCCUUUCCCGCUCCCUUUCCUCCAAACCCUCCCCCAAAUCCGACUCUUUUGGUAGCUCCCUCACCAGCGAUCUCUCUGAUUCCUCCGAUCCCCAGGACGGUAGCAGCGGCAAUCUCCAGUGGGCGCAAGGCAAAGCUGGGGAGGACCGCGUCCACGUCGUCAUCUCCGAUGAGCAUGGCUGGGUCUUCGUCGGCAUCUACGAUGGUUUCAGUGGCCCUGACGCCACCGACUACAUCCUCGCUAAUCUCUACUACUCCGUCCAGCGCGAGCUCAAAGGCCUCCUCUGGGACGAAGAUAAGCCCGAAACCCGCCAUCUCUCCGAUGAUUCUCACCGUCUUAAACCGAAAACUAGUGAAGAUCCACGCCGAGAAGGGAUUCGAAUGUGGGAUAAGAGAAGAAGCUGGAAAACUCCGGGGAGGAGAUGGGAGGAGAAUCAGAGAAAGUGGAAGUGCGAGUGGGAUCGAGAAAGACUGGAACUUGAUCGGAGAUUAGAGGAGCAGCUGAGGAAAUCCAGCUCUUUGAGCUCUGUGAAUCACCAUGAAGUUCUCAAAGCUUUAUCAAUGGCUUUAAAGAAAACAGAGGAUGCUUACUUAGAUAUUGCAGACAAGAUGCUUGUUGAAAAUCCUGAGUUAGCUUUGAUGGGUUCUUGUGUUCUUGUAAUGCUGAUGAAAGGAGAAGAUGUUUAUCUGAUGAAUGUGGGUGAUAGCCGAGCCAUUUUGGCGCGAAAGGCCGAGCCUGAUGUUUGGGGAUCGAUUGGCAAGCCGACCCAGGAUUUGGAGAGGAUUAAAGAGGAGAUGGAUUGUGAUGAUCUGGUGGAUUCUUUGCCGAGUUUGGUUGCUCGGCAGCUUACUUUGGAACAUAGUACUAGUGUCGAAGAGGAAGUGCGAAGAAUCAAGAAUGAGCAUCCUGAUGAUACUUGUGCUAUUGUGAAUGACCGCGUGAAGGGAUCAUUGAAGGUUACCAGAGCAUUUGGAGCUGGAUUUUUGAAGCAGCCCAAAUGGAACAAUGCACUUUUAGAGAUGUUUAGGAUUGAUUACGUCGGUUCAUCACCGUAUAUCACAUGCAAACCAUUUGUGUGCCACCAUAGACUUGGCCCGAAAGAUCGAUUCUUGAUACUCUCCUCUGAUGGCCUUUACCAAUACUUAACUAAUGAGGAGGCCAUUGCUCAAGUUGAGCAAUUCCUUGCAAAUUCCCCGGAAGGGGAUCCGGCACAGCACCUUGUUGAAGAAGUGCUCUUCCGCGCAGCAGAAAAGGCUGGUAUGGAUUUCCAUGAGUUGCUCGAAAUACCUCAGGGAGAUCGAAGACGGUACCAUGAUGAUGUUUCGAUUAUUGUUAUUUCUUUGGAAGGAAGAAUAUGGAGAUCAUCAUGCAUGUAAAUAAACUGUUUGUGAGAUAUAGAGAUACUUCUCCACAGGAAUUUUGGUAGCAGUCUCAAUUGGAGACUCUGGAGGUCUGUCAAUUUGGUGGUUGGUGCUGUGGAUUGUAAAGGCAAAAUAGCUACUCCAUUGUUUGUGUUCAUUCAAUUUCAAUCUGUUAUACAGAGAAAUAAAUGUAAUCUUGUAAUGAAUAGUACCAUCAUUCAACUUAAUUAUUAUUUACAUCAAAUGGGCAAGCUUUCUCAUUGCCUUCAUUU
This is a messenger RNA of Dioscorea cayenensis subsp. rotundata (Guinea yam), 2125 nucleotides long. Its product is annotated as probable protein phosphatase 2C 4. The transcript is spliced from 4 exons. Lineage: Eukaryota; Viridiplantae; Streptophyta; Magnoliopsida; Dioscoreales; Dioscoreaceae. Bases 69 to 1868 code for a protein of 599 amino acids. Gene Ontology annotation, molecular function: protein serine/threonine phosphatase activity. The record is from RefSeq and is a predicted model, not a curated record. Gene Ontology annotation, biological process: protein dephosphorylation.